This is a messenger RNA of Pseudozyma hubeiensis SY62, 1590 nucleotides long. RefSeq lists its product as hypothetical. The record is from RefSeq and is a predicted model, not a curated record. Gene Ontology annotation, cellular component: cytoplasm; nucleus. Lineage: Eukaryota; Fungi; Basidiomycota; Ustilaginomycetes; Ustilaginales; Ustilaginaceae. The coding region runs from base 1 to 1590 and encodes 529 amino acids. The transcript is spliced from 4 exons.
AUGACGACGGCAGGUGCCACUCGCAAGAUCAAGGUGCUCAUGGCGCAUGGCUACACGAGCAACCAAUUCCAAUUCUUCAAGCGCUCCGGAGCCAUCCGAAAGGCAUGCAGGGACGUGGCCGACUUUACAUUCAUCAACGGUCCGCUGCUCGUCCAGCCCAUCACAUCUGCCGGGGAUUUGGAUGCGCCCGAUGUGGAAGAUGGCAAAGCGGUGGAUGAAGACACGCCGAUCGAGGAGCAGCCACGAGCAUGGUGGAGAGCCGACGACGACGGAAAUUAUCUGGACUGGGAUCAGUCGGUCCACUACAUCAAUGAUGUGCUGAGAAAGGAGGGUCCCUUUGAUGGUAUCGUAGGCUUUUCGCAGGGUGGUUGUCUCGCCGGUAUCCUUGCCAGUGCCUUUGAGAACCCGGAUCGUAUGCCCGGGCUUCGUCUGCCAAAGGGUCAGGGUGCUUUCAAGUUUGCUGUCGCCGUCUCGGGCUUCCGCAGCCGCGACAAGUUGCACCAGAAGCUGUUCGAGAAGCCCAUCGAGACACCUGUCCUGCACGUCUUGGGACGCGCCGACCAGAUUGUGGAUCUGGAGCGCUCCCAAAGCCUCGUCGACGUAUGCAAGAACUCGCGAGUCGAGCUACACGACGGAGGACAUUCGCUACCUUCCCAGGCUCCAUGGCGCAAUUUCUUCCGUGACUUUUUCGCCACCUUCACCUCGGACCCCUACGUCGCCAACGAUCGAUGGAAGACGAUCCCCGGACCAUCCGAUCGACCACGCGGCGAGACGCCGGCGGGAUCUGGAACGGUGACGCCGACGCCUGAGGCAACCGAGGCGGCGACGACAGCCACGUCGUCGUCGACCUCUGCGACAGGUGAGCGAGACAUUGAUCCUUCCAACCCAUCGCGAUCCGUGCCUAAGAAGAAAGCCAAUUCGCCCUUUCUGGUGCAUCAGAAGUGGAAAGAGGAACAGGAGCUUCGAAGAAGGAAGGCGGCAGCCGAACAAGGCUCUAGCACCGGCAGUAGUAGCAGUGGCAAGAAAGGAAAGCACCACGACGACCACCGCGAGGAGACGACCGAUCUCACGGGACCGCUCAAGAUGAUUGUCAAGCUGUUUCGAUUCGCCGUCAUGGCGACGGCAGUGUUGAUGGCGUCUGGUUUUUUUGUGGCGGGCGAUCCGCUCUGGGGCUACCGUGGCAAGUAUACUAGGUUGAGGACGUACUUGCCUUACCGAGAAAAGAUCUUCUCGAUUCCCGAACUAGCCAUGUACAACGGACGUGAUCCGAAAAAGCCCAUCUACAUUGCCAUCCUAGGCGACGUGUACGAUGUUACCGAAGGAAGACGGAUCUACGGGCCCGGAGGAUACUACUCGUUCUUUAGCGGUAGAGACGCGAGUCGUGCAUACGUGACGGGGUGUUUCAAGACGCAUUUGACACACGACGUUCGCGACUUUGAUGACAAGCAGAUGGGUGAUCUGGUGACGUGGAAGCAGUUCUACGACCAGCACGCAAAGUACCACAAAGUGGGUCGGGUAGUCUUACCUCCGAUCGACGCUAGCGUUCCUGUACCCGAACCAUGUGAGGAUCCGGCUGCACAGAAGAUGUAA